This is a messenger RNA of Sorex fumeus (smoky shrew), 1020 nucleotides long. RefSeq names its product Spi-C transcription factor (gene SPIC). The coding region runs from base 1 to 1020 and encodes 339 amino acids. Gene Ontology annotation, biological process: cell differentiation; regulation of transcription by RNA polymerase II. Gene Ontology annotation, cellular component: nucleus. The transcript has 6 exons. NCBI's taxonomy places the organism in Eukaryota, Metazoa, Chordata, Mammalia, Eulipotyphla, Soricidae. Gene Ontology annotation, molecular function: DNA-binding transcription factor activity, RNA polymerase II-specific; sequence-specific DNA binding. The record is from RefSeq and is a predicted model, not a curated record.
AUGGUGCCAAGAAAUGAACCACAGCCGUCUGCAUGCGAAUCAGCCCUCUCUUUGGCCCCAACAGAUGCGGAUCUGUCAAGAACGAGCUUUGAGGUGAAGGGGACUCUGCCCACUAAAAUGCAGUCAGGUACACCUGAGACACAAGUCCUUUAUCGAAUUGUCCUUAUUCACUGCAUAGAUAAGGAAUCCAAGCUGGGACUGAAAGAUCUGAGUAGGGGUCAGGCUUGCGUAGAACAAGACAAACUGGGUCAAGCAUUCGAAGAUGCUUUUGAAGUACUGAAGCAACAUUCAGCUGCAGAUCUCCAAUACUCCCCAGAAUACAAAAACUACUUGGCUCUCCUCAACCACCACUCACACGUGCGAGGAAAUCCCAGCUUCUACCCCAUAUCGCCCGCAGAGGAGCCUUGUCACACUUGGAGAACAGUGCUCAACAGCACUGCAGACCUCUACCUUGACGGAAGUAUUCCCCAGUCUCUGCCUGACAGCCCUGAGCACCAGUUGGCACAACCUGCCGUUUUCCAGCAAAAGGGAGGGAAAGGCCGGAAGAAGCUCCGACUGUUUGAAUAUCUGCACGAGUCCCUGAGUAACCCCGAGAUGGCGUCUUGCAUUCAGUGGGUAGAUAAGACCAAAGGCAUCUUUCAGUUUAUCUCCAAAAACAAAGAGAAACUGGCCCAGCUGUGGGGAAAAAGAAAAGGCAACCGGAAAACCAUGACUUACCAGAAAAUGGCCAGAGCCCUAAGGAAUUACGGGAGAACGGGAGAAAUCACCAAAAUCCGGAGAAAGCUGACUUACCAGUUCAGCGAGACUAUUCUCCACAGACUCUCGCCGUCUUACAUCCUGGAGAAGGAGUUCCUCUACUCACAGUAUGUCCAACCUGACCAGGAAUAUGUCUCUUUCCACCCCUGGAACAUAAAUUAUAAUUAUGCAUCUGCCAGUCACCACGAGCUAAAUCAUUCCAAUUGCCCCGUGUACCCUUAUAUGACCUCAUUUCCUGGGAUCAGAGAUGCUGACACAUUUUAA